AUGCUAGUACUUGAACAGUGCCUUGGGACUCAACCUAACGAUGAUGAAGCUUCUCAAGAUUCUAAAGCUACAGUCUUGCUUGCUAUGUCUGAUCUUUUAUACGAAAGUGGGAACAGUAGUGAGGCCAUUGAACGCCUCAAGCAAGUCAUGUCUCUCUCACUCUCUUCCUUGUCUAUUAGAGCUGUUGCUUUGGAAGCUCUUGUUGGUCUGCUGAUUCAGUCUGGACAGGAUGAUGCUUCUUUAAAUGUUGCUAAUGAAUUUCUGGAACUGGUUAAAGAGAGAGGCCAUGAUAAUCUUCAGGACGUGUCUGCCACAGCUAAAACUAUCAAAGGCCUCGCUGAGCUUGUGACAGGAAAUAUUGAAUCCGCCGAAUCUUUGUUUCGAGGUCUUGAGAACCAUGAGAUGUGCAGAGGUAACGUUGCACUUUCUUAUGGUGAAUUCUUGCACGCCGCUGGAAACUUUGAAAUGGCAAAGGAGAUGUAUCAAAAGGCAAUUCAAGGAGUGACAGAGACCAAAGAGUCCAUGUGUUCUUGUAACAUGAAUUUGAAGGCAGUCUCAUUAGCAGCCACUUUUGCACUUGGCCAGCUCGAGUCACACAUUGGAAACUUUGUUGAUGCGGAGGAAACACUGACAAGUGCAUUGACAAGUGUUGAGGAAUAUUACGGACACAACCAUCCCAAGGUUGGCAUGAUUCUAACUGGAAUAGCUCUCAUGUACCGGAACAAAGCAAAGCAAGAACGCUCGAGUUCUAUCAUGAUUCAAGAGGGGCUCUUUAGAAGAGCAUUGGAGCUCAUGAAAGCACCUCCAUUAGAUUCAGAAGGGAUAAUAAACAUGGAAACUCAGGAAGUAAUGGCUCUAGCAAGAGGUGGGAAAGAUACAACGCUUUGA
Molecule: messenger RNA, 888 nt
Organism: Eruca vesicaria subsp. sativa (arugula)
Lineage: Eukaryota; Viridiplantae; Streptophyta; Magnoliopsida; Brassicales; Brassicaceae
Source: the annotation of a GenBank genome assembly